Messenger RNA from Erinaceus europaeus (western European hedgehog), 1921 nucleotides. RefSeq names its product MAP6 domain containing 1 (gene MAP6D1). The record is from RefSeq and is a predicted model, not a curated record. Lineage: Eukaryota; Metazoa; Chordata; Mammalia; Eulipotyphla; Erinaceidae. The transcript is spliced from 3 exons. Gene Ontology annotation, molecular function: microtubule binding; calmodulin binding. The coding region runs from base 18 to 578 and encodes 186 amino acids. Gene Ontology annotation, cellular component: microtubule; cis-Golgi network; Golgi-associated vesicle. Gene Ontology annotation, biological process: microtubule cytoskeleton organization; regulation of microtubule cytoskeleton organization; cytoskeleton-dependent intracellular transport.
CGCAGCGUGCGGCGGGCAUGGCGUGGCCCUGCAUCAGCCGCCUGUGCUGCCUAGCGCGGCGCUGGAACCAGCUGGAGCGCUCGGACGUGGCGGUGCCGCUGACCCUGCACGGCUGCGAGGAGCCCGACGGCGAGGAGCCGGGUCCGGUGGGCGCACCCCGCAGACCCCCGUCGCCUGCCGCCCGAGCCCCCGGCCGCGAUGUGCCGCUCACGCAGUACCAGCGGGACUUUGGGGUGUGGCCGGCGCCCGGCGCCCCCAGAGAUACGCGCCCGGGGAAGGGCGGCCGCAGGGCCAGGGCCCCCAACGCGCCGGCCCGGGGCGUGUACGUCCUCCCCCUCGGCGACGCGGACGCGGCUGCAGCGGCCACCACCUCCUACAGACAGGAGUUCCAGGCCUGGACUGCAGUGAAGCCAUCGAGAGCCACCAAGAUGAAGCCCGCCACCAUCAUCACCACCCACAGCUCCGGGUGGAGCGGUAACCCCGGGCCCAGCUUCCAGGUCCCGGAAGUAAGGAAGAAGUUUGCUCCAAACCCCUCUGCCAUCUUCCAGACUUCGGCUCCCCGGAUCCUCACUGUGUGACAGUCACUGAGAGGGGAGGCUGAGGUGUGGUGGAGGGUCGCAGUCCUUGGUUGCCCACUGGGGACUGUCCUCAGGGUGUAGGCAGGUGCGGUCCCCCGGUGGGAGAAGCACUGCUUUCCUGCCAUUUCCCGCAGGCCUGGGUGAGCAGGGGCAGAUGGACAGCACUGCCCACCUGACUCCAGGCUUCCCAGUGUCCUCUCCUUCCUCAGGGCACUUGUGGGCAGCUUCGCAUCCGACCACCCCCUCAGUUUUUUAAAUCCUUAGGACCAGAGGAUCAACUCUGCUGGGAGCUGGACUGGUUCUUGGGGACUGAAGGCUCCUCUGACGCACCAGUCACGUCCACUCUGUCAUCUCCCGGCUGCAUGGCCCUUUCAUAGCCUACAGAAACCCCAGGCUGUCCCUGGGCCCAGAGUGUCACCUGCAUGGGACUGAAGGUGACACUGAGCUACCAGGAAGAAGUGUCCAGAAGUAGCAGAGCAUUAACUGUGGUCUGUGUCCAAGAGGACCCUUCUCUUUUAACAAAAUGUGACUUGGGAUGAGUCUGACAGUGCUAAACGAGUGAAUGACACUAUACCUGGUGUAAGACCCUGAGCACCAGUCUACUAAUUCUAGAUUCCGCCUCAUAACAUAUUGUGACUGGAAGGGGGGAGCCACCUUCCACGGCGGCCAAGAGCUGCCGUCUGUUUGAGGAAAAAGAAGCGAUCCUCUCACCCAGACUGAAAUGCCGCCUAGGCCUGCCUCACCCUCCACACCUCUCCACACCGCCAAAGGGGGCCCAUAGCCUGUGUGCUGACAGUCUGUGUGGUUUGUCUUUAGAAAGCUGUCUCCUGUCUGUCUCUCAGAACACACCUGCAAGCCAGUAAGAACUCCGGGGCUUCUAUCUCCCUCUGGGGAGCAACCCCUCAAGCCGCAAGAGGACACUUUGAGGUCUAGACGCGCCCCGGGCAGUGUGUGUGUUGGGGCCAGCUGUCUCCAGCUCAGGCCGCAGGAGGGUGCCCAGGAGGGUGCCCGGGGCUGGGGGCCAGCCCUUCCGGUCUACAGCAGUCUGAAUCACCGAGCCCCAGGCAUGCAAACCCAGCACCCUAUCAGCUUAGUGUUCCUCUCCCGGGCUGCCGCGGGAGUCAUUUGAGAGGGAAGCCCCACUCUGUGUGCUUACACCAGGGUCCUGGCAUCUCAGACGCCAGGUGGCCUGUGCAUCAGGUGUUUGAGAGAAGACUGGCUGCAGUGUGUGGAGAAAGGGUGGUUUAGGGGUACAGUCUCAGACUUGACUAAUUUGCAAACAUGUCCCAUUUCAGUUUCUUGUUAACUUAUUUCCUGUGAUUAUAAACACAAGCACUUUUUCA